Messenger RNA from Trichoderma harzianum CBS 226.95, 1141 nucleotides. RefSeq lists its product as hypothetical. The record is from RefSeq and is a predicted model, not a curated record. The transcript has a single exon. Lineage: Eukaryota; Fungi; Ascomycota; Sordariomycetes; Hypocreales; Hypocreaceae. Bases 200 to 1021 code for a protein of 273 amino acids.
GCUUUAAGCUCAAGAUCCCCAAUGUGGGUUGAGAGACAGAUCUAUAAAUAUGAAGGUGAUGCCGCGUAUGUUGAUGGUAUAACCAGCAAGUCAACAGAAUCAUUCUUCACAACCCAAGGCAUCACAAUAAGCAAACAUCACCUACUAAGAUAUACACGACUUGACGAUAUAUACAACAAAUCACUUCAACUUCACAACAAUGGCCCGCAUCUGGUUUGUCACUGGCUCUUCCAAGGGCCUUGGUCUCGCUAUUGUCGAGGCUGCCCUCGCUGACGGUGACAACGUUGUCGCUACUGCUCGCAACCCAGCGACUGUCAACCAUCUCGUUGAAAAGUACGGACCGGACCGUAUCCUGCCAUUGGCCCUCGAUGUUGCCAACAACGAACAAGUCGAGAGCACUGUCAAGGCCGCCGUCGACAAGUUUGGCCGCAUUGAUGUUGUCGUGAACAAUGCUGGCUACGCCAUCCCUCGAUCACUUGAAGAUAGUUCCAUUGACAUUUACCGCGACCAAAUCGACGUUAACCUGCUUGGAACCGUCUAUGUCUCCAAGGCUGUGACCCCAAUUCUGCGCAAGCAAAAGUCCGGCCGCAUCUUGCAAGUCUCGUCCGUGGGCGGCCGCAUGGCGACACCCGGAUUGUCGGCGUACCAGGCUGCCAAAUGGGCUGUUGGCGGCUUCAGCGGCGUUCUGGCCAAGGAGCUCUCACCAUUCGGCAUCAAGAUCACCGUGUUGGAGCCUGGCGGCAUGAAGACCGACUGGGCUGGCUUUGCGGACGACGAGAUUGUCAUCAGCGAGCCGUACCAGCAGUCUGUGGGAGAAUUCCAGAAGAUCCGGGAACAGUACAGAAACUACCGCUCAGAGCCUGCCAAGGUGGCCGAUGUGAUUGUCAAAAUCUCCAAGGAGGACGAGCCGCCGCUGCGAUUGCUGCUGGGCCCCGAGACGUUCGGUUUGGCGAAGCAGGUCGGGGAGGAACUUGCUGCAUCGGAUGAGAAGUGGAAGGCUGCGACUCUUCUGGAAAUUUAAGCAUGUUGCUGCAUGAUAUACAAAGCAAUGGAGAUGUGUAUGCUGGUUGAGCGGACUACUUAGCGAGUAUGUUGUUUAUUGUUAUGAUUACAUAGCUCAACAAGGCAAUUUUAAGUGUGU